Molecule: messenger RNA, 688 nt
Organism: Plectropomus leopardus (leopard coralgrouper)
Lineage: Eukaryota; Metazoa; Chordata; Actinopteri; Perciformes; Serranidae
Source: RefSeq, a predicted model, not a curated record
UCCCACGCCCCCCUGCUCAAAGAGGUGUCCUCUGACAGAGAUGUCAACAACCAAUACUAUACUCUGGUGCAUCUUCUGUAUUUACAAGACAUCAACCGUCUACUCACACCAGCAACUGAGAGUGAGGUAAAAUCAAGGAUUUCAUCUCUUAACCUUUCCCACGUCGGCUUGGUGAACAAGAACUGGAAGUUUGGAGGGAACGCACAGGGAUACAGGAACAUUACAAACCUCAUCAGUAACUUCCCAUCAUGCUGCAUCACUGACGGCCAGGGUCAGCCGGUGUCCUGGAUUCUGGUGUACGAUUACUUUGCUAUGGGCUUAUUGUACACUCUGCCAGAGCACAGAGGAAAAGGCUACGCUAAAGUCCUGAUCAGCACCAUGGCCAAGAGACUCCACGCUGAGGGCUACCCAGUGUACUGCUUUAUAGAAGAGAACAACGAAGUCUCCUAUAAGCUCUUUAAAAGCCUGGGCUUCACUGAGGACCCCUCAUACAGGGCAAUGUGGAUGGAGUUCAACUUUUGAUUUUGCAACCCUUGUGAUAAAACGUAUACCUGCCAUAGUGAUAAAUAAAUCUGGAAUGUAAUAAUGAUAGUGAAGGAGGCAUUAACUGAUGCAAAAUUAAACACUAAUAAUGUCACCUUUUUCAUAGUAGGCGCAGAUAAGAUAGCCAGUAAUUUAAUUAAAUAUU